CCCAGGAGAAUUCUCUCUCUCUCGCUCCCGGAGAUUGUAUUUUUAUCGUUCAAUUGAUCGCUUUUCGUCAACCGCACAAUGUUCGCUCGCUCUGUCGCCCGGGCUGCUCCUCGCAGCUCGGCCCUGCCCUCGGCGGCCACUCGCUCCUACCGCACCAUCCCGGGCCCAAUGGCUUGCUUGAACGCUCGCCCGCAGCUCGAGAAGAAGUCCAUCGCUCCCCAGCAGACCCGCGCCGCCUCCGAGCAUGCCAUCGCCAACCCGACCCUCGCUGGCAUCGAGAAGCGCUGGGAGGGUAUGCCCCCCCAGGAGCAGGCCGAGCUGUGGAUGCAGCUGAGGGACCGCAUGAAGGUCGACUGGCACCAGAUGACCCUGCAGGAGAAGAAGGCCGCCUACUGGAUUGCUUUCGGCGCUCACGGCCCUCGCGCCGGUGCCCCCAAGGGUGAGGGUCUGCGUAUCCUGGCCAAGGUGGUCCAGUUGACUGCUGUGUCCUUUGCGAUUUUCUACGUCAUCCACCUGUUCGCCAAGCCGCAGCCCAAGACCAUGUCGAAGGAGUGGCAGGAGGCCAGCAACGAAUACGCCUUGAGAGAGAAGAUGGACCCGAUGACGGGCAUCAGCUCCAAGGAGUACCAGGGCAAGGGCUUCGUGCAGAGCCCCCCUCUGGAGAAGUCGUAGAUGCGAGGCACCGACCGCCCCGAUGACCGCCGAACGUGAUGGAUAGGCCUUCCGUUGUGCAAUUGAAACUACCCCUGUCUAUUUCUCCCUUCCACUCACUUUGCUGCCGCCGGAUCAAUCAAAUCUCCCAUUGCGGAUGGGCACUUCCACCAUAGUGUCUCACUCGAAUGUUGUCAAUUCUAGCCCAAAAGAAUCCGUGUAUCUCGUACUGUGCAAUAAUCGAUGUAUUUCCUUUGUGGUCU
This is a messenger RNA of Aspergillus campestris IBT 28561, 914 nucleotides long. Its product is annotated as cytochrome c oxidase subunit IV family protein. The coding region runs from base 79 to 672 and encodes 197 amino acids. Lineage: Eukaryota; Fungi; Ascomycota; Eurotiomycetes; Eurotiales; Aspergillaceae. The record is from RefSeq and is a predicted model, not a curated record. Gene Ontology annotation, biological process: mitochondrial electron transport, cytochrome c to oxygen. The transcript has 3 exons.